AUACAGUUUACGGUUUUCCAUAAAUGCGCCAAAUAAAUCAUCCAGUUAUUUAAUGUGAUGUAGCCCUAUUUAUUCUGGCUGUACAGCCAUAAGAAUAAAUAGGCCUACCUUAAAAAAAGAAAAAGAAAGGGUUGUAAACAAGCACUUUGCCUCCCAUCUGUUCUAUUCUACAUGCAACAACAUUUUACCAGUCUGCAUUAACUCAAGUAUUGUAGCCUUUAGAUUAAGCCCAUUUGUAUGGAAGCAAAUAAGAGACUUUGAACCCGCGCCGCUGCAGGACUCAGCCAACAUGGGGAGAACGCGCCCACUGACGUCCACUGUCUCUGGUCCUGUCCGGUCCUAUCGAGCAAAGACGACAAGAAGAAAAUACUCUAGAGGGCAGCAACACACCAUGCACCGCCAAGUAGUCAGCCUCGAGAGGAAGAAGAAGGAAGCGUUGCCAUCUUCUGGUGCACAUGUUUGUUUGUAUGCGGAUGGGACAAAGGUGACAGAGGAAUUCUUCCCCACUCUGCCAGACAACACAGAACUUGUUCUUCUCCGCAGAGAUCAGACAUGGAGUGGAGUUGUGUGUGACAUCGGCCAGUUACUGAGCACAGACCGGCACGCCGCUGGCCUCGUUGAAGCCGCGAGAGGGCUCCUGUCUGAUGAGCAGUCUCCUAAAAGGCGUAAAAUCCUGACUGACCUGCUGCUCAACCUGGAGGACAGAUCUGAGCUGGAGAGCAGAGAGGAGGAUGAAGACUGGUUCAAAGGUAUUGAUGCUCGUUUCAAGACAAAGUCGGCCUACAUGAAGUUCAACUGUGAGAGCAGGAUACGAGGCUACAUGAAGGAGGUGGAUGGUGCCUCCAAAUCCAUACAGAAUGCUAAAGUCAGGGAUGAGUUUCUGAAAGCAUCCAAAUCCCUGGCGGAAACGCUGAAGGCAGCAAGGCACAACGGCUGCUACUUUGACAGGAGUGAAAAGGAACCACAUCGCCUCUGCACUCGGGAAGGAUGGUUUACCUGCCAGGGAUCGUUUGAGCAGCAAGUGUGCCAGUCUCUCCACUCCAUCAACCCCUACGGCAGCCGAGAGAGCAGGAUUGUCUUCAGCACGUGGAAUCUGGACCACAGGAUAGAAAAGAAGAGGACGGUCAUUCCCGCUCUGCUGGGAGCUCUACAGAAUCACAAGAGCACCGACGUCAACCUGAACUACUUCUACUGCUUGCUGUUCACCAGGGAAAACCUGAAACUGGUUCACAUCGUGUGCCACAAGAAAGGAGCUCACAACCUGCUGUGUGACACCAAGAAGAUUUUUAGACAAGCCGUGAACACAGACAAAGCAAAACAGAAGGUCAGAGGGAAGAAGAGGCGCUUGGUGUGAAUAUUUUUGACUCUGCUUUUAUAAAAAAAUAACUGUUUGUAUUCAUUUGUAUGAACUGCGACAAUAUAAUUACACUGAUCUCAAAGGUUACUGUAGCGAGAUCAGAUGGACAGUAAUGUAACCUUUUUUUCUUUUCUUUUUUUUAACCAUAUUCUGCUUUCUGAAUCAGUGUCGCUGCAGAGCUUUAAUACAGACUGGCAGUGCUUUGUUAGACAAAUGCAAUUAAACUUCCACAAACCUUGAAA
Messenger RNA from Perca flavescens (yellow perch), 1599 nucleotides. RefSeq names its product DNA fragmentation factor, beta polypeptide (caspase-activated DNase) (gene dffb). Gene Ontology annotation, biological process: apoptotic process; apoptotic DNA fragmentation. Bases 290 to 1354 code for a protein of 354 amino acids. Gene Ontology annotation, cellular component: nucleus; cytoplasm. The transcript is spliced from 8 exons. NCBI's taxonomy places the organism in Eukaryota, Metazoa, Chordata, Actinopteri, Perciformes, Percidae. The record is from RefSeq and is a predicted model, not a curated record. Gene Ontology annotation, molecular function: DNA endonuclease activity.